This is a messenger RNA of Peronospora farinosa, 1254 nucleotides long. Lineage: Eukaryota; Oomycota; Peronosporomycetes; Peronosporales; Peronosporaceae. The record is from the annotation of a GenBank genome assembly.
AUGAGCGACGGCACGUCUAUAAGUGACGGCAAAGCGUCAAAAAAUACGACAAGUUUCCCACUAAAUACGGACGAUGAGAUCGCAAUCGUCCAGACGACGGCAUCCGCAACGAAGAAGAGGGAGGAUAUGCGCAAUGAGAGCACGGGCAUUAUAGUCGGGGACUCGGCCCAUAUGUUAUCGGACGGAAAAACAAUUCAUUAUUCAGCGGAACGAAUUAUUGGCAAUGGAUCAUUUGGCGUUGUAUUCCAGGCCAUAGUGGAGGAAACGGGAGAAAUUGUUGCUAUAAAAAAGGUGUUGCAGGAUAAACGCUUCAAGAAUCGAGAGCUCCAGAUUAUGCGGCAAUUACAUCAUGUGAACAUUGUGCAGUUAAAACAUUGUUUUUACUGUAACGGGGAAAAACCGGAUGAAUUGUAUCUUAAUCUGGUACUGGAGUACAUUCCUGACACAGUCUAUGGUGUCGCUAGACAACUUCAAAAGGCCAAACAGUACAUGCCCAUUGUACUAGUAAAGCUCUACAUUUACCAGAUUUGCCGUUCACUGGCUUACAUUCACUCGACAGGCAUUUGCCAUCGGGAUAUCAAGCCGCAAAAUUUGUUGUUGGAUCCUACAUCUCAUGUAGUAAAACUUUGUGAUUUCGGCAGUGCCAAAGUACUACAGAAAAACGAACCCAAUGUGUCUUACAUUUGUUCGCGAUACUAUCGUGCUCCGGAACUUAUUUUCGGUGCUACGGACUAUACCACUGCUAUCGAUAUUUGGUCAUUAGGUUGUGUGUGUGCAGAGCUGCUUCUGGGUCAGCCUUUAUUCCCUGGUGAAAGUGGUGUAGAUCAAUUGGUGGAAAUCAUUAAGGUUCUGGGCACUCCACAACGCGAGGAAAUUGAAGCAAUGAACCCAAACUAUACGGAAUUCCAGUUCCCACAGAUUAAAGCUCAUUCCUGGAGCAAGAUUUUUCGUUCAAGAACUCCUCCUGAGGCGAUUAAUUUGCUGUCGAAAAUGCUGGUCUACGAUCCGAAGCAACGUGUGAAACCGCUGGAGGCCGCCGCGCACCCGUUCUUUGAUGAACUACGACAGACAGAUCUGAAGCUGCCAAACGAUGUAGCCGCGCCCGCGCUUUUUAAUUUCACUUUACAAGAACUCUCGCAAGUGAAUAUGAGUACGCGGGAAAUUUUAGUACCUGUUCACGAACGAAACUCAACCAACUGGCCGGUCUUAGAGGACGGCACGUGGCCUGAUGUGGCAGCUCGAGAAAUCACCUAA